CUCAAGAUUUCCUUCUCACCUUGUUCGUGGAGUGCAGAAGGGUCAAAAUUCAUGGGAUUUCUAGGAACCAUCGCCUGGUUUCGCAAUACACUUAUUGGCCCAGGCGUGAUGCUGCUGUAUCCUCUGUAAGCUUUCGAUCGAUGACCCCAGCAUUUAUACGCAUCAAUGCGUGCAAUUGAGAGCCCUUCUCCGCUAGAUGACCAACAAUGGCUGACAUAUUGGAUGCUGUAUUCGUUAAUCACCCUUUUUGAACUCUCCUGCUGGAAAGUUCUCCAAUGGUUUCCGCUUUGGCCUUAUAUGAAGCUUGUAUUCUGCUUGUGGCUGGUGCUACCAAUCUUCAAUGGAGCUGCCUACAUCUAUGAAAAUUGUGUGAGGAGGUAUGUCAAGAUCGGGAAUUUUGUGGGAUCGAGGUACCCAGAAGAACAGAAGAGAGUGCUGCAGAUGUUGAGCCUUGAUGCUAGAAAAUCGGUGGAGCGAUACAUUGAGAAAUAUGGACCAGAAGGUUUCGACAGGGUCGUCCAAGCGGCCAGCAAGGAGGCCAAGAAACGCUGAUGAUAGAGAAGGAUGCUCUCCCACUUCAACGUUCCUUUGUCAGCAUAAGAGAAUACCGUUAUGUAUGGUGAAGCUAUGAUAGUGUGACAAAAUUAUAGGGUGUCAAAACAACCAGUUGUAAUGAAAUACGGCUAGUUUAAGAAUCUGUAAAUAAGAUCUGAGGUUGUGAUUGUGCAUUAAGAAUGCGUCGAUCAGGUUGUUUAUUUCGAUAUAUCGAUAAAGAUUUAAAAAGAAAAUCAAGCAACUAUCUUUCCA
This is a messenger RNA of Phoenix dactylifera (date palm), 807 nucleotides long. RefSeq names its product HVA22-like protein f. Lineage: Eukaryota; Viridiplantae; Streptophyta; Magnoliopsida; Arecales; Arecaceae. The record is from RefSeq and is a predicted model, not a curated record.